Messenger RNA from Lachancea dasiensis, 813 nucleotides. Lineage: Eukaryota; Fungi; Ascomycota; Saccharomycetes; Saccharomycetales; Saccharomycetaceae. The record is from the annotation of a GenBank genome assembly.
AUGUCUUUUGAGAUCAAUUGGGAGAACUUGGGAGAGGAUCGAGUAAUAAAUGAUUCGCUGAAAGAGUUUUUAAAUUCUCAGCUACAAGCUAUUGAUCUACCUAGUUAUGUCAGCAGUUUGCAGGUUACGGAUUUCCGCCUCGGUGAAAUACCGCCCAACAUCAUACUGCAAGAAAUUUCAAACCCAUUGAACGAGUUCUAUGAGCAAAUAUCCAAUGAGAAGCGGGCUAGUUCACGGCGCAGAGAAGAGCCUAAUGCAAAAGAGGAAUUCGCAGAGAAUACGGAGCAGGUUUGCGAUUCUUUGCCAUCAGAAAGUGACCUUCAAUUCUUGGUUGAAAUCGAUUACAAAGGAGAUAUGCAGAUAGAUGUUAGUGCAGAGUUGGCAUUGAACUACCCAAGCCCUUCUUUUAUGACUCUGCCAGUAAAAUUAUCGAUCAGUGAUUUAGGCAUGCAUGUCUUAUGUCUAGUAGCUUAUCUGUCAAAUCAGCUUUUCAUCAGUUUUUUAUGCGAUGUUGCUGAUCCUGUUUUGGAUGCUAGAGAAUCUAUUAUUGAUCCCGGAAAUUCUAUUUUUUUAGGUAAGAAAGGUUUAGAGAGGAUAUCUCUCAUAAGAAGCAUAAAGAUUGAAAGCGAGAUUGGCGAGCAAAACAAUGUAGAGGGCUCAGUCCUGCGAAGUGUGGGCAAGCUAGAACAGUUCUUGCUGGAGGCCUUCAGAAAUAUCGUGAAAACUGAAGCUGCUUGGCCCAGCUGGAUUAAUUUAGACUUCAAUGAGGAUUCGUCUGACGAUGAUCACGACUAUGAUGAGCUGCAGCGAUGA